AUGACAAUUGCGAACAUACGAAUGGUCCAAACGAUCGGCAAACGCAACUAUGACCGCAACGUUGCUUACAUGCCGGAUGUGAUCUCCCAAAGGAUCUUUGAGGCAGCCGAGGAGUGGAAGAUUGGAUGUCCAGGGGCCCGAGCCGGGAGUGGCGAUUUCCAGACGGUCGCCCGUCGCGUCGUAACCCCUCUCCCGUUCUUUGGCGCCUCAAGGGUGAGGCAGGAUGCGAUCAAGGCUUGCCCGUCGAAGAUUAAGGUUGCAGUCGGCUCCAAGGGCCUCUUCCCCUCCCCCGUCCCACUGACGGCGAGUUUCUCCAAGGCCACGCUCCACUAA
Parascedosporium putredinis is the source of this 333-nucleotide messenger RNA. Lineage: Eukaryota; Fungi; Ascomycota; Sordariomycetes; Microascales; Microascaceae. The record is from the annotation of a GenBank genome assembly.